AUGAGCCGAAGGAGGGUCUCGGUGAAAGACCUGGGGCAGGUGGAUUGUCAGGGGUGGCUGCACAAAAAGAAGGAUGGCAGGGGAUUCCUGGGAAACAGGUGGAAGAAGUACUGGUUUGUACUGAAGAGGUCCUCGCUCUACUGGUAUUCUUGCCAAACUGCAGAGAAAGCGAUUGGCUAUAUAAACCUGCAGGAUUUCACUGUGGAGCAGGCAAAGGAGAGCAGGAGGAAAUAUGCUCUAAGAGCGAGCCACCUGCAGCUUGUCACACUGCUUUUUGCAGCUGAGAACGUCAAAGAGAUGAACAAUGUGAGUCAACAGGGAUCUCCCCCGCCUCCUCGUUCCUCCUCCUCUCCGUGUCAUCCCAUGAUCCCCCUGCUGUCUCCUGUUGGGAACACCUCCUCAGAGAGUGUUCUCAGUGAGUCCUGGUUGGAUGUAUCCAUAGAGCAAGCCCAGGAAGCUCAACCGCAGAAUUCCGACCCAACAGAAGAUGAGGAGGACCAGCAACCCCCACUACAGGGCCCCUGUGGCGAGGAGAAAGCUGCAUCUGAUGAGAUGGAGAUGCUGUAUCUCCAUCUAAAGAAAGCAAGUCUGUCUCCAACUGGACAGCUCCAACCCUCCACCAAACGAGACUUUAGGUCUUCCUUCAUCCGCCGCUGCAAAGACGAAAACAUCAACGAGAAACUGCACCUAGUUAGAGCUCUAAACAGCACUUUAAAGGCUAAAGAGGCAGACUUGCUGGCCAUAGAGCAGGUCCUCUCUGACCCCACGCUCAGUGCAUGUAAAUACAGAAAGUGGAGAGAAGCAAAUGUUCUGCUGCUACAAGAGAUUUGUCAGCAGCACAGCUCUGAGAGCAGAUCAGACCCUCACCAGAACCUUCCAGAACCGUCUGAACCAGACUCUUCCAGUACUGCCAGCACCAGUACCAUCGCUAUCACCACCUCCACCACAAACAUACCGCGUGUCUAUGCAGAGACCAGUGUCUGA
Molecule: messenger RNA, 984 nt
Organism: Chanos chanos (milkfish)
Lineage: Eukaryota; Metazoa; Chordata; Actinopteri; Gonorynchiformes; Chanidae
Gene: ipcef1
Product: interaction protein for cytohesin exchange factors 1
Exons: 7
Coding region: 1-984 (327 amino acids)
Source: RefSeq, a predicted model, not a curated record